Molecule: messenger RNA, 1038 nt
Organism: Oryctolagus cuniculus (rabbit)
Lineage: Eukaryota; Metazoa; Chordata; Mammalia; Lagomorpha; Leporidae
Source: RefSeq, a predicted model, not a curated record
AUGGCACAUUAUGAUAUCCACAACAUUGUGAAUUUUCCUGCUGGAUUUCGUUUGCUGAUUAAAAUCGGGGAGUUCUCCUCUGAGAGUGCACAUGACCAAGGCUUGGUCCUCAAUGAAGAGAUGAUAGAAUGGCCUAUAGCAUUCAAGAAGACUCCUCAGUCUUUAUGUGGCCAGAGGUGUGGUCCAGGAUUCAGGAAAAUGCCACAGGAAGGAAGAGCUGUCUGCUGCUAUAUUUGUGUUAUUUGUCCAGAGAGAGACAUUUCCAAUCAUACAGCUGCAGUCCUCUGGGUCUUUGUGAAGCACCGAGACACUCCCAUCGUCAAGGCCAAUAACAGGACCCUCAGCUACAUCCUGCUCAUCACCCUCCUCCUGUGCUUCCUCUGCUCCUUACUCUUCCUUGGCCGUCCAAACACAGCCACCUGCCUUCUCCAGCAAAUAGCAUUUGGCCUUGUGUUCACAGUGGCUGUUUCCACCGUGCUGGCCAAGACCAUCACUGUGAUUCUUGCUUUCAAAGUUACAAAACCUGGAAGAACUAUCAGGCGAUUGCUGGUAUCAGGAGCUUCUAACUUCAUCAUUCCCAUCUGCUCCUUGAUCCAAGUGGCUCUCUGUGUCAUCUGGUUGGGAAUUUCUCCUCCAUUUAUUGAGUUAGAUGCACAUUCUGAGCCUGACCACAUCAUCCUGGUGUGCAAUAAGGGUUCAGUCACUGCCUUCUACUGUGUCCUGGGCUACCUGGGUUCCUUGGCCCUGGCAAGCUUCACUGUGGCUUUCCUAGCCAGGAAUCUGCCUGACACAUUCAAUGAAGCCAAGUUCCUGACCUUCAGCAUGCUGGUGUUCUGCAGUGUCUGGGUGGCCUUCCUGCCUGUCUACCACAGCACCAAGGGGAAGGUCAUGGUGGCUGUGGAGAUCUUCUCCAUCUUGGCCUCCAGUGCAGGGCUCCUGGGCUGCAUCUUCCUCCCCAAGUGCUACAUUAUUCUCAUAAAACCUGAUAAAAAUUCUUUGAAAGCUUUAAAGAACCAACACAGUUCUAGGGGAUCCUGA